Messenger RNA from Parnassius mnemosyne (clouded apollo), 618 nucleotides. The record is from the annotation of a GenBank genome assembly. Lineage: Eukaryota; Metazoa; Arthropoda; Insecta; Lepidoptera; Papilionidae.
AUGGCGCCAAAUAAAAGAAGUGUCAUUUGGCAAUUAUUUGAUAAAAAUAAAGAUAAUAACAAAGUUAAAUGCAAAUUGUGUUCAUCUGUAUAUAAAUACGUAGGAAAUACUACAACAUUGGUGAAACAUAUAAGGAAAAGACAUUUAGUUCAGUACAGUGAAGCGAUUGGACAAAAUUUACCCAGGGAACUAAAUGAAAAUGUACCUGAACAGAUUUGUACUAAUUCUUUAAUUAGCGGAGCAGAAGCCGGUCAAAUUCAAAACGAUAUCAUUUUGCCGCCAUCACAGAUACGAAAUGUCACAGAGUCCAACGAACCCCCUCCGAAGCGCCCAAAACAAAUGCGUUUAAUUGCUCCUACUAAAAUCAACCAAAAAGUAGGAGAUGAUGCGCUAUUAGAUUUGAUUGUUUUAGAUAUGCAGCCACUACAAAUAGUUGAAAACGAAGGUUUUAAAAAGUAUUCGCUAAGAUUAAAUCCGGAUUAUGUGUUGCCAUCACGAAAAAAGUUGACCCAAAUGCUGGAAGAUAAAUACAAAAUAUGCCGUUCAGAAGUUAUUGGCAAAUUACAAAGUGUGGAACAUAUAGCUCUGACAACUGAUAUAUGGAGUUCAGACAGUUAA